UAGAGGACACGUUGCCCUUUGACUAACCGGCCGGACGGCAACAAAUAUUUUUGACUUUCCAUCUUCAUCUUCAUUAAUUCCCGUAUUCUAUAUAUACACCACUCCAUGGCCAUGCAUAUAACCUGCAGCAUAAACUUCUUCAAGCUAUCAUAUAGCACAAUAAAAAACUUAACUUUGAGUUUGCGACGAUUAUUUAGCGACCCAAAAAACUUGAACAUAUAACAGUAAUCUAAUAUUGACGUAUAAAAAGAUGGGAAGAGCACCGUGUUGCGACAAAGAUGGGCUUAAGAAAGGUCCAUGGUUGCCUGAAGAAGAUCAAAAACUUACUGAUUUUAUUCAGAAAAAUGGCCCUGGAAAUUGGAGGACCCUUCCUAAGAAAGCUGGCCUACAAAGAUGCGGAAAAAGUUGUCGUCUUCGAUGGACAAAUUAUCUCCGACCAGACAUCAAAAGAGGAAGAUUUUCAUUUGAAGAGGAGGAAGCCAUUAUUCAGCUCCACAGUUUAUUAGGCAACAAAUGGUCAGCAAUUGCAGCUAAAUUGCCUGGAAGGACCGAUAAUGAAAUCAAGAAUUAUUGGAAUACACAUAUUCGAAAGCGAUUGCUUCGGAUGGGAAUCGAUCCUGUGACUCAUACUCGUCGUCUCGACUUUUUAGACCUUCCUUCUAUCCUCAACAAUCAGUCCUCUCUUCUUCAAAAUUCCAAUGACAAUCAACUAAACUUACUAAAAUUAAUUGGUUUACAAAGUUUAGUCAACCCAAAUCUUUUGGGUCUUGCUUCUCUUCUCUCAAACAAUGCCCAAAACCAAAACAUUCUCUUACAAAACCUUCAAACAAAUCAAUUUUUAAAUGAAAACCCAUGUCAAAUCAUGCAAAACCCAAUUCAAAACACUAUUCCAAAUUGCCUCCCAAUGAUAAUUAAUCAUAGUAAUAAUACACAUUUUAAUGAUACCCAAAUGGUUAAAUCAAGUUUAGAAGAAUACCCAACAAGGUAUAAAAAUUCUGUUGCACAAAACUUUGCACCACAAACUGAUUUAAUGGUAAAUAAUCAUCAAGAAAGUGAAAAAUAUCAAGCCAUAUUAGACUCAUUGUUAGAUACUUUGGGGUUAAAUUCAGCUUCGAAUGAACUGAGAAUGCCAUCGUUGUUAUCAACGCCUUGCUCGAGCCAGCAGACGCCAACACCGCCUUUGAGUGCGUCAAAUUCUGCGGCGUAUCAGCCUAACAGCAGCAGUACUACGAGCAGUGAAGAUGAGAUUGAUAGUUAUUGUCAAAAUUUGCUGAAUUUUGAUGUUCCUGUUCAUGAUCUUUAUUUUGAUAAUACUUUAUGUUGAUGAAUGAUGAUCUUUAAUUUGUAUUAUUUUUAGUUAUAUUGGGGUAUAUUGUAUGUUCUGAUGUUCAGUUUUGUUUGUUGUAAUGUGUUUGUUUUGGUACAUUUUGUAUACAAAAAUUUGCUUGAUUCAUUGUUUUAUCCAAUGAGUACUGCUGCCACUUUUGAGCAAUAUGUUAACCGGACCGAUAUGGCAUAUCUGUGUUACCUGGAUUCCUAUAUCGAUUAAUUUCC
Amaranthus tricolor (Joseph's coat) is the source of this 1554-nucleotide messenger RNA. Its product is annotated as transcription factor MYB41-like. The transcript has 3 exons. The coding region runs from base 251 to 1324 and encodes 357 amino acids. Lineage: Eukaryota; Viridiplantae; Streptophyta; Magnoliopsida; Caryophyllales; Amaranthaceae. The record is from RefSeq and is a predicted model, not a curated record.